GAGCUCCGCCUCCGGCAGCGUGUCCUAGGGAACGGUCACUGGGCUGCAGCGUGGUCUCUGCAUCUCUUCCCACAGAUGCGGCCUGACCUGCAGAGUAUUUCCAGCAUUUUCUAUUUCCCUCUCAGUUUGAUUUGAUUUUCCUGACUCGGCAUCGCUUCCCGCGCCGUUGCCCGGGCGACUCUCCGAUGGCGGCCCCGGUGCAGCGGCUGAGUCACCUUGCCUUCCAUGUUGGCAACAGCGAACACCUGGCCCGCCAGCUGGUGCGAAGCUUCCGUUUCCAGCUGUGCGGCAGCCGGGAGACGCCGAGCGUCCGCCAGCUGCUGCUCAGGAAAGGCUCUGCCGUGUUCAUCGUCAACGAGAGGGUGGGCGGCGGGUGCGCGGAGCCGGGGCCGCAGGGCUUCCUGUACGACGCGGCUCCGGCCCAUGUGGUGGACACGGCCUGCAACGUGUCGUUCGAGGUGAAGGACGUGGAGCGGGCGACGCUGAGCUUGAGCCGUCUCGGCUGCCGGAUCCUGGUGCCGCCGAGCCCAGUGGAGGACGAGCAGGGCUCGGUCACUUAUUCUGUGAUAGAGUCGGUGGUCGGUGAUGUGCGCCACACUCUCAUCGAUCGGAGCUACUACUCUGGCGACUUCCUACCCGGUUUCGGGCCGCCACCUGCCUCUGCGGUCUGGGCUCAGGAGCAGGCCGGCGGUCCGGUGGCAGUCACUCAUUUUGAUCACAUAACCUACGCGUGUCCUCAAGGGCACAGCGGCUGCAUCAUGGACUGGUACCGGUGCUGCUUCGGCUUCCAGCGCUUCCUCAUGAACCGAAAUGAAGAUGUAGAUAAUGGUUAUGUUAUUCAAGGGAAUGACAUUGGACUGCGCUUGACUGCUAUGGAAUACUGGAAAUGCAGUGAAUUUGGCAUGUCAAUCUCUACAAAUGAAGAGAAGAAAACGGACUGCAAAUUUGUGAUUGCUGAGUCCUUACCCUAUCAAGGUAGAAACCAAGUUGACACAUUUCUGGAGGAGCACCAUGGAGCUGGGAUACAGCAUGUGGGAUUGUACACUACUGACAUAGUUUCUGCCUGCAAAUCUCUGGCGGAUGCUGGAGUUAAAUUUUUUACUCCUCCUUCUACGUAUUACACAGAGAUUGAGAAACAGCAGGAGAUCAUGAAAGUAGGAGAAGAUCCGGAGUUGCUUUCACGAUAUGGCAUUCUUCUGGAUUCAGAAGUUGAUGGUGAGCCCUGUAAAGGAGAAGCCAAAUGUCAUGGACCAGCUAAUAACAAGAAAAGGUACCUCAUGCAAAUGUUUACAAAGCCAAUAUUUUCUGAAGAGACGUUUUUUCUUGAACUCAUUGAGCGAAAGGGUGCCUCAGGAUUUGGAGAUGGGAACAUCCGUGCACUGUGGAAAUCUGUUCAGACUUUUAUGGAUCAGCAAGAGGAGAAUAAAACUGUAAAAGGAAUAUCAACUAGGAAUGCAAGCUUGCCCUCAAGGUGAAGGACUGCUGAGUGGCAGUUGGAGUCCAUUAGGUCACAUAAUUGACAUUGAGCUUUUAGUGGCUGCUUUCCACAGAGAAAUGAGCAUGAUGUAUAAAUGUACUGUAACAGAUAUUUAUCAAGAUCUGUAAUCUCUUUACACACUUCAUAAAGUUUUCAAGGGCCUUGCACCAUAUUUAGGUAGAUUUAAGUUCUAUAUUCUGACCCUGGGAAAAUACAAGAAUUCCCUAUAUUGCUUUUGUAACCACUUGGGCUUUUAAAUCUAGAUCACUUGAUUUGAUUUUAACCUGAAUCCAAUUGGAUUCAGAAUCCUGCUGUUCAGUUAGUUUCACUUUUUCUGGUUACUGCCAGAAAGCUCUGUAUAGAUGACCCCUGCGUUAUGGCCAUUCAGUUAACGAAAAUUAACCCUUACAGAAUUCAUGAAGUCACUAGCCAACAAUUUGAGAUGUGGAAUAAAAUUCACCCUCGUGGUAUUUAUGUGGGGGCAAAAAAAAAAGUAAUUAAAUGAAAACUUUUUUUGCAACUCACGUUUCUUGACAUACACACAG
Molecule: messenger RNA, 2022 nt
Organism: Pristis pectinata (smalltooth sawfish)
Lineage: Eukaryota; Metazoa; Chordata; Chondrichthyes; Rhinopristiformes; Pristidae
Gene: hpdl
Product: 4-hydroxyphenylpyruvate dioxygenase-like
Exons: 5
Coding region: 186-1475 (429 amino acids)
Biological process (GO): aromatic amino acid metabolic process
Molecular function (GO): 4-hydroxyphenylpyruvate dioxygenase activity
Source: RefSeq, a predicted model, not a curated record